Molecule: messenger RNA, 1380 nt
Organism: Kockovaella imperatae
Lineage: Eukaryota; Fungi; Basidiomycota; Tremellomycetes; Tremellales; Cuniculitremaceae
Exons: 6
Coding region: 129-1307 (392 amino acids)
Molecular function (GO): dioxygenase activity
Source: RefSeq, a predicted model, not a curated record
UUCGAGCACGCAACCCAUGGCCAGUCGGUCAGUCACUCAGUCUUCAUGACCAAGUCAGCCAGCCAGCCGUUUCUGGCUGAUUCAGCCUUCCCGCCCGGAAGAAUACAGCAAUUUCCAAUGUAUGUGGAAUGUAUGAAAGGGGGCCAUAUAUGAUGUACAGGGUCAUCUCCGGUCUUCCCCAACUUGACCCGCUCACCAUGACCGUAGUUCCCGCCACGGACCUGCCAAAGUAUCAGUACGUCCCGGAGACGACCGAGGAUCUUGAUUGGGCUGAGCUCCCGACAAUUGAUCUGACCACCUUUGGCACCUCCUCCGAGGCCGACAAGAAACUCGCCACGAAUCUCCUUGAUGCGAUCCGCACCAAGGGUUUCUUCUAUGUCAUCGGAUACGACAUCGAACAAGAUAGAGUGGAUCGUCAGUUCGCCAUCGGACAGAAAUUCUACGACUUGCCCUUGAGCGAGAAGUCGAAGUAUAUCCCUGAUCUCGAAAAUGGCGAAUACAACGGAUACCGACCUGCCGGACGAAGAGUCACGUCUGCUGGGCUCAAGGAUCAGGUUGAGGUGUAUAACAUCCCAAAGUUCAAUGGGGACUAUGCUCAUGAACACCCCGCCGUGGUAGCCACUAAUCUCAAGGAGAUCGAAGUUUUUGCAAGGGAUCUCCACUCAAAAGUUCUCGAUCCACUGUUCGACCUCGUCUCUAUUGGUCUGGGCCUUCCUCGAAGCUUCUUCCGGGACCUACACAAGUACGAGAAUCAUUCAGAGGAUCACUUGAGAUACAUGAAGUACUCAAAAUACAGCCCUGAGGACCGAGCCAAAGUCCUCGCUGGAGAUGGCCUAUACUCGUACGGACACACCGAUUUGGGAUCUUUCACUCUAUUGUUCAGGCAGCCAGUCGCUGCUCUACAGAUCAAGGAUCACCAGACCGGCGAGUGGAAAUGGGCCAAACCUCUUGACAAGAGCUUUACAGUGAAUAGCUGUGACGCAUUUUCCUUCUUGACCGGAAAUUACAUCAAGUCGACCGUGCACCGUGUACAUCUGCCUCCUGACGACCAGGCUCAGUAUGACCGACUUGGCCUGCUAUAUUUCGCCCGACCCCAAAACGAUCUCGUGCUCAAGACGAUCGCCUCGCCUGUGCUCAAAGAGGCGGGCUUCACUCAGAACGAGUUCGAGCGUGAGGGACAUCCAGUGCCUACGAUGGGAGAGUUCGUUCAUUUGAAACAGAAAUGGCAGCAGAGCAAGUCAACAGAUUACUUGGCCAAGAAAGACCAGAUUAUCGUCCCUGGCUUCAAGGGAGAAUACCACCACUAAAAAGAAAAUUAGCCAGAUGUGAAAUAGCCAUGUAUCAAUUGAAACGCACGUAUGGAUUGCAUCACUUCCUCGG